Messenger RNA from Python bivittatus (Burmese python), 701 nucleotides. The record is from RefSeq and is a predicted model, not a curated record. NCBI's taxonomy places the organism in Eukaryota, Metazoa, Chordata, Lepidosauria, Squamata, Pythonidae.
ACUCGACUCACAAAAGUCAUGUUUUUUUUUAAAAUUCACAACUUUUUUUUUUUUGCAUCAAUUAAAGCUCCAAGGGGGGUUUCCCCUAGAACUGACGUAUUGUCCGGAGAAGCAGCCGGGGAGGGUCAUUGCUCUGAUCCGUCUCGACCCGCGGUAGAUCUGUUUGCAAAGAGCGAGGCUCAGCUGCUGUUCUUCCUCUGUCCUCCCCUCCCCUCCCCACCGUCCUCCUCCUCUCGCUCUGUCCAGGCGGUCUGCAACUGCAUUUCGGGAGAUUUUUUCGACCUCCUAACGUGGCUGGGCUACUGCAACAGCACCAUGAACCCCAUCAUCUACCCGCUCUUCAUGCGGGACUUCAAGCGGGCCAUGGCCAGGUACCUGCCCUGCUGUCCCCGCGCGUGGGAGCACAGGCCUAGCCGCGUCUCGCUCUCCCUGAGGAACUCCAACAGCGGCCCGCGGCCGGGGGUCUCCCUCAAGAACACCCUGACCCUGCCGGGGGAGACGGACUCAUCCGACUCCGUCAUCCAAGGCACCGAGCACAGCGGCCAGAGGCUCAGCUUCCUCCCGGCCAUGCGGGCCGACUCCGUUAACCUUUCUGACCCGGAGCAGACGGAGCAGGAGCUGAAGGUCAUCUACCUGAACACGCCCACAGACUGAGCGCUGCCCCGCGCCAACUCCGCCAGAGGCCUCUCCAGGCGCACGCG